AGGCUUGAUUGGGCUUGGGGGAGAGGUGUAGAUAUUGCCUCCUGCUGAACUCUCUAAAGAGUCCUGGUGGCUUGGCCUUGCUGGAGAGAGCUCUUGAGUAGGAGCUUAAGGUUCAGAUGUAGUAAAGAAGAUGGAGUUUUCAUGGUGAAGAACCCAAUGUUGACUUUACAAAUGUACUGAUGGAGAACGUAGUUAAACCUGAGAAUAAUGAGGACCGAAGGAAAAUCUACAUCCUUCAGCUGUGACUUCUGCAAAGGCAAGAUAGCACAUCCUGUUAUGCCUCAGUCAAGGAGAAUAUUGGUUGUAUGAGAUUGUUCUGAAAUCAGGGCCGUGAUCCGCCCACAGGCCAGCUACCUUAUUCAACUCCUUUGAAGCUCCGUGUGAGUCCUGGAUGGAAUUUGGCUGCUCCCAGGUGCUUGAUGUGUGCUCUAAGCAAGUCCCAAGACUUGCUGGAAGCAAGAGGGAAAGGCUGCAUCCUGGAAAGAUUUUGGUGUCAGCUGAAGAACCCAGAGUGGUGGAGACUUGGAGAUGUUCCUCAGCAACCUGUUUUCAGUGUUCAAAAUUUCUAUCUUGUUUCCAGUUUGAAUACAGCUGACUUCCAGAGUUUGGAUCUUGAUAUGUCUUUGCUAAGUGAAAGCCUUCUUAUCUUUUUCUUAUGGAGAUAAUUCUUGGAAUACUGUGUAUACUGUGUUGAAAUAAUUUCUUUUUUUUUUUCUGUGAUAAACUGGAUAGAUUGGGUUGUUUAUCAUGUAUAUUUCCCUGAAGUUUUUCUCUUUAGUUAAUGAAACUCCUUUUUGACUGUGGACACAGGACCAGCUUCUUGCACGUAGCAGCAGUGGACAGAGUCCUAGCCCACGCAUUAGAGCAGCGCCAAAUUCUCUUUCCUCUUAAGAGCAGCCUGCUUCGAAAGGCAAAACAGCAAUAAAUAAGUUAUGAUUGUGCGUCUGGAGAAACCGAAAUUUCACCAUAAUGUGGCGACAGAGAGGAAUGUUUGAACCUGUUUCUGUGAGUGACAGAAUUAUGUCGAUAGCUUGCUCCAGAGCGCGGUGAGCCCUCCUACCAGCUGCGUUACCGGCCGCGGCCAGGCCCAGCGAGAGCCCCAGGGGAGAUCAUCAACCAGUCAGAUCUCUGUGGAAAAUUCAAGGGUCACGUUCAGUCUAGACCAAAGGAAAACUGUUGGGAAACAUAAGUGGCUGCAAAUAUAUUCAAGUACUGUUAUAAAGAGGACAGGGACCAAUUAUUUUGAUUGAGCAAUGAGGCCAGAACAGAGAAAACUUAGGAAAAACUGCCUAAGUCUAGGAAGGGUUAGUCAACGCAGUGAGAUGCCAAGGGAGGUGACCAGUCCUAUCAGCCCGCAUAUUCAAAGCUAAGUCUGACACACAUCUUUGGAGGAUUGUUUAGGGAUAGUGAAAUCAUUCCUGCUAAGAAGGAGGACGAUGGACUGGGUUGGCCCAACUGAGAUUCCUUCCAAGCCUGACAGUCUUGUGGUUCGCAGUCUGCCAGCACACCCUCUUAGGCACUCAACUUCUCAAGCAACUUCUCAGAAAUAAAAUCUCUUAAUAGUGUGUAUCCAUGCACACGUGUGUGCAAAUGUAAGCACACGGCAGUAUCUUACUGUAACUGCUUGAGAUCUAUUUGUGCCUUGCAGUGUUUAAGGGGCAGCUGCCUGGUUGUGGUGUGCAGAGCUCGGCUGUUUCAUCUGUGCUGCUACUGGCUGUGCCGUAGAACAAAACCAAGAUUUUUUGCCUAUUUCUGGCUCUGCAGUCCUGCAUGUAGCACGUGGCUUAUCCUUUCUAGAGCAAGCCAUCGCACAUGGGUUAGAAACAACACACGGUCCCUGGAUACAAUGGGACUUGGGGUCACCAGCUCCGUGUUGGCAUUAAUUGUCGUCAGAGGGAGGUUCAGCACCUGCUGGUUUGAGCUGUGACUCCAGCUGAAGGAGCCUGGGUUGGGCAGUUACCGUCCCACUGCUGCCUCGCCAGGGUUUACAGAGCUUUGCUCAGCUACAGUGCCCUGUGUAGGACUCCCUGCAGCAGCUGAUGCCAUUGUGGGCUCUGAAAGGAAAAUACUUUGUCCCUGACUCAAAUAGGCUUCUGCAAAGAAAACAGAAAAGGCCUCAUAGUUCAUUCAGGCCAUCAUCCUUCAGAGCUGCAAUUAAUACUGACACAUGUUCUGAAGCUGGGAAGAAACAUCAGAUGCAAAUGAGGCUGGAGCCUCCUCCAGGAGAUGGUCACCAGCACGGAGACCCAUAUCAGAGCGCUGUCUGUCCCUCUGGAGAACGAGCAGCUACAGAACUGGCUGGCCUGCAAUGCAGAUCGGUAUCAUGCGGACUCCGGCACCCUCUAAUGGUUGACUCUCAGCAACCCUGUGGAAAAAGUGGCCUAUCUUAUAAUAUUCCAUAUUCUCUUUGUGCUCUUUGUGUGGACGUAUUGGAAGUCUAUUUUUACUCUCCCAGUGCAGCCAGGCAAAAAGGUAUUCGAUUCUGUGAUAGAUGCCAGCUGAUAAAACCAGAUCGUUGUCACCAUUGUUCUGUUUGUGCUAUAUGUGUGCUAAAAAUGGAUCAUCACUGUCCAUGGGUGAAUAACUGCAUUGGAUUCUCUAACUACAAGUUCUUCCUACUCUUCUUAGCCUAUUCUUUGUUGUAUUGCUUGUAUAUUGCUGCAACAGUCUUCAAGUACUUCAUUAAGUAUUGGACAGGAGAACUGACUAAUGGACGUUCCAAAUUUCACGUCCUUUUCCUUCUCUUUGUGGCAGUUAUGUUCUUUGUAAGCCUUAUGUUUCUGUUUGGCUACCACUGCUGGCUUGUCAGUAGAAACAGAUCUACUUUAGAGGCUUUCUCAGCUCCAGUGUUUCAAAAUGGCCCAGAUAAAAACGGAUUCAAUCUUGGCUUUGUAAAGAAUCUUCAACAAGUGUUUGGAGAAGAGAAAAAGCUGUGGUUACUGCCUAUUGCCUCUAGCCAGGGUGAUGGACAUUUUUUCCCAAUGAGAGCUUUGUGUGAAGCUCAGAAUCCUCUCCUAGCAAAUGAAGAGCAGUGGGAAGAUGAUGGAAUAGAUGAAGAGCCUCAUGAUUCCACUGAAGCUUCAUCCCUUGCCAUAGAAAGGGAGACAUAGCGGUUUGAAAAUGAUGGCAGUACAAAGCUUGUUCAGAAAGCUUUCCUCUCAGGAGUCAACAUCCCUUUUCUUUGCAUGGACUUCAGUUGUGAGGGGCAGAAAACAAGUGGAUCUUCAAGAUGAGAAAACAUCAUGAAGUAUCAUCUGAUUGGAAUCUGCAUUCUAGAGUGCUUCUCCAGAAAUCCCGCUAUCCAGAUGUUUCAAGGCUUUAUAAGUUUAAGUUAUGGAGUGAACAGAACAGUUUUAUAGAGUGAUUCUGGCCAAUCUUCUUUGGCCUGCUCUCUUUAUUUUAUAAAUAAUAUAUAUUUUUUAUUCAAAAUAGGUAAAAAGUAUUGAUGCGAGUGCAUUUCCAAAGGCCUUUUCAUUUUGCAAACAUCAGGGACUUGAGUUCUCAAAAUUCUUCCAAGCCAUAAUAUUCUUGGGGAUGGUAUUUAUAUUGAGACUGAUUCUCUAACCUUCUCUGACAAGUGGCAUUUUCUAAUAUGCUUAAAGUUCUGAGUCAGUUCAACUCAAUGAGAGACAGACUCAUCUAGAUUUGGCACUAAAUUGAUGGUUGGAUAUAUGUUUGUUGAAAGACAAAGUGCUGAACAUGUAUAUAUACAUGUGCAACUGUGUACAAAAACAAAAUAUUCACAUUGCCAGUAUCAAGAUUCAAGAAUAUUGUGGCCAUUGAUGCUUUUUUUUUCUAGGAAAGUGUAAUUACAUUAGAUUUUGAGUUACAGUGCCCUUUAAGCCCAAUCCUACUUGCAGGUACCUAAAAUGCAAAUGGGUAUUUUAGACAUUACAAUGUGCAUUAAUUACUAGGGCUAAAAUGACAGAGUUUGCAUGGUAAUUAGAGCAUUAUCAACUCAUUCCUGGAUCAGUGUUUGAUGGAAAUUUUUUGUUCAUGGAGUCAGAAAGGAAGAAAGGAAGAAGUAAAUUUGAAACACAGGAGUUAGAAAUGUGCACUGAAUGUUUAGCUCCAACAGUAGCGUUUGGAGUUUACACUCCACAGCGGUGGUUUUAAUCCCAUAAUGCUGAAGAGACAUUUGGUAAACUCAAUUAUUUCAAACUUCUUCCUCAGUAAAUGUAUUGACUAGUAUUUUAAAGGUGUUUCAGGACCAAGAGGUGAUUUUUUUUUUAUUAUUAUUAUUAUUUUUCCUCCAUUGGCAGUCAAAGGAAUGUAUUGCUAUUUUUACUCUGUGGAAUAGAACUGAGAAUUUGCUGGCAGGAUGACACGCAUUUUUCUAGAUCCGAGAUAUUCUUUUAUCUGCAUGAUUCAGACCUGGCAACUCCAUCUCAUGUUUGAAUUAGGUGCAUGUUUAAUGUGUUAGUAUACUGCAUCUAAGAUCAUUUGUUAGUGUUUUCUAUCCUGAUUUUGUUUGUUCAUCAGCCCAUUUGUGUUGACUUUGACUACAGAAGCAGUUGUCAAGAGAAAUUACCUGGUAAGUAUCUGUUUGGUGACAAAGGCCUUGGCUACAUUCUUGUCUUUUCUCCUCUAUUUACUCUGCCGCUGUUACCAGCGGAAAUGUGUUAGUGAGAUGGAAGAGACUCUUGCAGAUAUUUUUGUCCAUAAGAGUAGUUUAACUACCUGGUAUAAACUGUGCCCUUUGGACAGAUAUUUUAUACAUCAGACUUUAUACUUAGGUGUAGAAGAGGCAGUAGACUCUAUAGAAUGUGUUGUUAUUGCUGAAGCUGAGGUCUUGGGAAUUGGGGCGGGUUCUCCCAGUCGCAGUGUGGGUUACUCUGCUUCCUCCUCUGGCUGUUACCGAAGGCUCUGUGAAUGUUACCACUUCUGGUGGGUGGCUCUCAUCAGACAGCUGUCAACCAACAAAACUCUUUUUCCUAUUAAAUCUAAACCUUCAUUUCUAAUAGAAAUCCUGUGCUGGACCUUAAGGUGUCAAAGGUGGCAAUAGAAUUGGUCACUUCUUGGCUGACAAAAUGUAUUCUAGAGGGGAAGGUAGUAGUUAAACAGAGCAGGAAAUAUAUAGGAAUUUAGCCCUAUUACUUGUGUAUUUGUGCCUUUAAACCACUAAAUUCCUCGUUUAUAUAAGCAGGAGGAUAAAUCACUAACUCUACUUUCCAUCCUGUCAACUGAAAUGUGUUUUUUAAGACAGGAACAUCAAAGCUGCAUUUGAAGCCAAGUGGAUUUACAAGAGUUUCUGAGCGGGUUCUUGUGUCCAUUCUGCAUUUGGUUCUGUUCACAGCCGUGCCAUCCUUGCAGGGUUGUUUCUCUGCCAAACAGCAGCAGAAGAGCUGCCUAGAAGAUCUGCAGGCAGAUCCCCUGCCUGCUGUCUAGCUUCAGCUUUGUUCCUUAGCCAGUAAAAUCUAUUUUGUCUUCUAAUUAUUAUUAAAACAGCUGUCUUUAUGAUAAUGCAGCUUCCCAGCUCAGACUUAGAAGCAGCUUUAAAAGGUUUCCAGGUGCUUAAAUGAUGCUUUGACACCUUUCGUUAACAUACUCAUAUUAAGUAAUUUUUCUUGUGGUUAGUAAUGGCACAUUUUCCUUUUCUUAAAAGCUGCUCAACCUCGCUUAGCUAGAACAAACUCUUGUGCAGGUGGAAAUGAAAAAUAAUUUGAUAGCUGCAGAGCCAUAAGUCAACAUUCACACCCAUCAGAUUUUGAAAGCUUCAGAGUGAAACAUGAAACAAAUACUGAAGCGGACAAAUCCUGGUGUGUCUGGGUGACUGAACAAACUCCAUUUUGUUCUAUUCUGCUGAGCUGGAGGAGAUGCCCUUCCUACAGCCCAGUAUUUGGACUGUGUAUGCUGAACUCAAGCGCAGCAGAAUAGUUGGGCAGGUUCCUCUGCCUCCCUGGGUUAAAGCCGAGUGCAGAAAGCUGCCGUGCAGGUAAUGGUGCCCAGGAAUGGAGUCUGGGGGGUGGCUGCUGAAGCCACAGUGAGCCUCUGUUCUUCAGGGCAGCCUGUCAGUGAGCAGCUGGGUCUCCCUGGGGAAGCUUGGUGUUCCUCCACAUACUGCUGCUGAGAUCCUUCUGCUCAGUGCAUUAGUGCAGCUGAUGCUUCAGACAUCAUUCCUGAUGACCUACUAAGGGGAACACAGUGCUUUCAGCUGGCACUUCUGGCCUUUAAGAAGACUGUUAACUAGAGAGCAGGGCAGCAUAAAAGCAGUCAUUUUCAUUGCACCCCCUGCUACCUAUGGCUGGGCUCCUGUUUACUUUUUAAAUUGGCUUUUUGUUUGCUUAGCUUCUAAAAGAAAAUUGUAUACAAAGAAUGUGGUAAAUGCAGGAUGCAUGAGGUUCUGUCAAAUAUACCGGGUAAAUGCACUGGAACACAAAUUGCUCAGGCUGCCUGUAAUCACUGCUGCAGGUAACAAAACAGGUAAAGUAUUCAGCUGAGUGCAAUUUAGAUUUUUUAACAUGCAAAUAAAAUUUUACCCCUUUAAGGGGUAAAAUCCACUGGUGCAGUCUGCAGGGUAGAUAUCCCUGUUCUCUGAGGAUAAUGCUCCAAAAUAAUUUCCCACUAACAGCCCCCUCCUCACCUCUCCCCGUCUCGCCCGUUUACAUGCAGGUACAGUUCCUUUAGAGCAGACAUCACAUUGAUGUCUCUGUGGAUUGUAUUGCGCUAAGUCCUGUCCCUGGCCAGUGAACAUUGUCCAAGGAAUCAGGACUUUAAUAAGCAUCACUGCACUGCAAUUUAUUUUUUUUUUCUCUUGCUGAAUUGGUACUGUGUGGUUUUGGAGUAGAGUAAGAUUGUAUUCCUUUAAGCAAGGAGCAGUACUGUGUUUUCAUAGGCCUGUACUAGUGCAUGUAGUGUGCUGUAGCUGAUGGAGGCCAGGAAGCUUUUUAAUAGCACUGUAGCAAUGAAUGUUUACUUCCUGGAACAAACCAGAGAUGUGAUUCAGCAAAAUCCAUAACUGUAGGUUUUAUAUUCUGUAUGCUGGUGUGGACUGAAAGCACAAUUUAGUAGUUGUUACAAAACUCGAUGCAUAAAGUCUGUAACAUAGUAUGAAUGUAAAGCGUCUGGGAAAAUAGAACUUAACCUUUUCUUCCCUGUAGUUAGAUGUAGAGGAAGAUGUGUGGGGAUGUAUUCAGGGACCAGCUGCCUCCAACGUAGUCGCUAAGCCAGCAGAACAGAUUUGCUGUUUGCAUAGCUGGCUCAUUCCUGAACGUGUUGAAUUAGCAGGCUAAGGAGGUGCUGUUGACCUUGUUUAUUAAGCCAGAAUUAAUUAACUUGGAGUCACAUUUUCAUUUCAGUGACUCUCCUGGUACAAAUUUUUGAAAUCGAUCCAUAGGACUUGAACAUACCUGGAUUUUAUUGAUAUUUUUCCAAUUCUAUCAGCUUCUGUGUUGUUAUAGAACGCGUGUAAAAAUAAACUUGUUCUGAAGCCAUCAAUUAAAGCGUAUUCAUGGUAGGGUGGCUUCUGUCAUUAAAAGUAAUGGUCUGUCAAACAGUUUGGCAGUGAUGAGCAUUUCCAGGUUGUGGCAUUAUUAUGUAUUCUUCCUGCUUAAUGCAUUAGUUCCUGUUCUGGUAAUUAACACUGAGACCAUACCCACUGUCGCAGUUUUAUUCUUAACUGUCCUUUUUCCCUCUCCCUUUACGCUCUUCCUCCCGAACGCGUAGCUCCAAUGUAUCAGCUUUCAGCUGUUUGUGCUGUUUUCUUUGGAUACUAACAAGACGAGUAGGUGUCAUUUUAAACAGUUGGGCCAUGUAUUUUGUUUGUAAUCAAUCUUAAUGUUUGUCAGGUUUCGCUUGGUGAUUUUUAUCGUUCGGGUUCAGCUUGCUUUGCUCAGGGCAGUGGGAUCCACCUUUCUGCAUUGCUUUUCUCUUUCCUAUAAAUCUUAAUUCUUCAUGUUCUAGCUUCAGUUUGAAAUGUAAACCUUGUGAAGUACAACGUAAGUUUACUUUUCUGAUGUGAGCAUAUAAGCUGGUUACGCCUUCGUGCUGCUUGAUUUAUUUUUUUCUGUAUAAGGUUAAGAUUUACAGCAGCAUGUGUAAAGCUUCAAUGGAUAACAGCUACUGUUCAGGAAAAAAAAAAAAAAAAAGGUUUGUGUUAAGGAAAAAAGGUACAAGGGGAUUAUCCUUGCUGCUUAUUCCAAUUGUGCUUAAAAAAAAAAACAACAAAGAAACCUGAUUGCAUCAAACACUAAUAUCAAACAGCUUAUGUAACACAAAGGUGUUUUACCUGAUGGAAUUUCUGCUAUUUCAGUACUCAGUAGACUUAAACUUUUUGUUGGGGCUAAAUCCCAUGGGAAGCCUGGAGAGAGGAGAAAAAAAAAAAGCUUUGUCCUCCCCAUCUCCGUUCUGCAUUAGGGUUGUGUGUGCUGCACCUCCUCAGAUCGCCAUUUUCCUAAGUUUAUAAGAGACACAAAAAUCCAGUGGAUUCUUGAAAACGUUGUUUUGUUUUAUUUGUUGUGCCUGUUCCUGGAGGAUCCAGGAUGUGUACAAGCAGGAGGUUUUGGUGUAGGCACGUGGCAUCCUGCUGAUGUAACAAACCCGAGCGGGUGCAGACGUGGCUUCCACGAGGAGGAGAUAAGAUAUUAUUUCUGACUCAGAGAUUGUGUGAAGAGGUAGGUGGAACGUGUGGUGCUGUUCUGAAUUAACUCCGUGUGCAGGCAUUAUUUUGCAAUAAUUACAUUAAUGUGUAACUUUUGUUGUGCUCACUGAUCAUCUAGACUCGAGCUAUCCCCAGUAAUUCCAGAUUGCAUUGUUAGGAGCCAGGAGCUUCUAUUGCGGCUUCCCUCUUGCUAGUGACAUAAACAGAAAAGAUCAGGUUGCUCUAAAUUAUUCUACCUGUCCAGCUGCUUUUCAGCUGAGAAUCAGGCUGGUUUUGGAUUAGGAAGCUCCAUUUGGGAGCCGAUACACUCUCUCUACAACUGGGUCAGAACUUUGACUGUAAACCACUGUAGUAUAAAAAGCUUCUCAUAUCAAGGCAGACUGGCUUAGUGGGCUCUGUGCCAAUAACUACUAAAUUAUUCAAAAUAGUAAAAUCAAUUUCAUUUAUUAUUAUAUUCAGUUGUGUUUCAGGAAACCAGGAUGGCCUGGUGUUGGUAUUUAUAAACAUCUUGAGUCUGCAAACUUUGCAUACAGUCAACACUAUUCUGCUUGGCAGAGGACAUGACACCCAGUGUUGGGUUGUUUAAUACUGAUUUCUUAUCCCUUAUUUAAUAGGAAGGAAAUGUUUUCCAGGGAACAUUGCAAACGGUCCACUGACAACAUGUGGGAUGUUUAGUAGGGUUCAGGAGUUAAAUGCUGUUGCCAGCAUUGAGACUUUUGAUAUCAAAUGGGUUUUUACAAAAGCUUUGGAUACUUGUUUUUAUCGUCUGACAAACAUUGUCUUUAAUAUGAAUGCUUUGUGUAUGUUUCACUAGCAUUUUCCGAGUGUUUGUAUGGUUUCUACAGCUGGAUAUACUGUACAUUCUGCUUUGUCAUUUUCUAUUAUGGUUUAUACUAGAAAGCCUGCACAGUUUAUACUGUACUGCAGGCAAGGACUGCAUUAAAACCAUUUUUGGUUAAUUUAUUA
Anas platyrhynchos (mallard) is the source of this 9565-nucleotide messenger RNA. The record is from RefSeq and is a predicted model, not a curated record. Lineage: Eukaryota; Metazoa; Chordata; Aves; Anseriformes; Anatidae.